AUGAAGCGUGUCGACCGGCAGAAGCUGGCGAAGCAUUUUCAGAUCUCCGCCGCCGAGGCGGAGCAGAUGGUCGAGCAGGAGUUCUGGCAGAUGCAGCAUACCAACCACCCGCACAUCAUCAAGCUCUUUGACUUCUUUCAAGACGAGAGAUACGCAUACUUCGUUAUGGAGGCGGUCAAUGGGGGCACCCUGCGCCAGCUUCUCAACACGCUCAAGACCCCGAAGGGGGAGCGCCCAAAGCUGAGCGAAGCUGGGAAACCAAAGCAUACUGACUCCUUUCUGUAG
This is a messenger RNA of Symbiodinium natans, 285 nucleotides long. Lineage: Eukaryota; Dinophyceae; Suessiales; Symbiodiniaceae. The record is from the annotation of a GenBank genome assembly.